Molecule: messenger RNA, 3769 nt
Organism: Toxoplasma gondii ME49
Lineage: Eukaryota; Apicomplexa; Conoidasida; Eucoccidiorida; Sarcocystidae
Exons: 11
Coding region: 1-3309 (1102 amino acids)
Biological process (GO): telomere maintenance; cellular response to X-ray; cellular response to gamma radiation
Cellular component (GO): Ku70:Ku80 complex
Molecular function (GO): double-stranded DNA binding; telomeric repeat DNA binding; DNA helicase activity
Source: RefSeq, a predicted model, not a curated record
AUGAAACUCGACGCGCAUGCAGUUGCUUCUUCUUCUCCACACAAGAGAACAAAGUCCACCACUCUUCUUUUUCGAUCUUCAGUGAACGUUGGAGGCACAAGAAGUUUCCGAAUGCGGAUUCGCCGACCAAGGUUGCCUUUCCUUACUCUCUCUGUCGUCUUCUUCAUCGACCCUCCACCACAGCUCUUUUACCGACGACACCGCGCGAUAAAAUCUAGCCGAGGGUCUCUGUCUGUCCUUCUCCCUUUUUCUCUUUCAUUUAUCUCCAUUCGCAAACCUGCUCACUCAUCGCGGAGAGAACAGCGUCUGCGCUUUCGGGCAUAUGCGUUCAUCGGACUUUUCCUUUCUGCCUGUCCUGUCGCUUGUCUCUUCCCUGUUUCGUCUUGUCUCUGGAGUCUCGCACCGCGUCUCCCUUUUCCUCUCUCUUGUCUGUCUUCUUGUCCUUUUUUUUGUCAUUCUCUGGCCUUCCUCUUCUUUCUUCUCCUCACUGCCUUCUCUUCUCUGUCUUCUCCUCUCUUUCUCCCUCUUCUCUCCUCUCUUCGUUUCUUUUCCUCUGUCUCUACGUUCCUUUUCCUCUGUCUCUCCGUUCCUUUUCCUCUGUCUCUCCGUUUGCUUCUCUCCCUUUGUCCACUUGUAAACCUCUUCUGUUUCUUCUCUCUCUUAUGGUUCCGUCUGUUCUCGUUCUCCUUUCUUCGAUGCCCGUUUCUUUGCUUUUCGCGGCCGGUCUCCAAGAUGGACUUCGACGCCUCACAGGCAGCGCGUUUCCUCUUUGAAGGCUCAGAGAGCGAAGGCGAAGAUGAAUUUUUCGACGACCUCCUCCGUCUUGACGAACGAAGCGGCGCGCCGUCUGCACAGGUCGCUUCGCAGUCGGAGGACGCCGGCGACUUCGCGGACGAAAGCCUUCCGCGCGGCCGACUGAUCGCGCCUCGCGAGGAAAUUGUGCUGUUCUGCAUCGACUGUCUGGACGUCGAGAACCUGUUUCGGCGAACGCGGCCGAGGCCUUUAGAGACAGACAGCGAACGCGAAGAAGGCGCUGCGGAGACCAAGCUCGUUCCCUGGGAGGAAAUCAUCACUGCGUGUACGACGUUCGUGAGAAGGAAGAUCGUCUCCGGGCAGCGGCUCCUUUUCGGAGUCUUUCUUGUGGGGACGGGCGCCAGCGAAAACGCGCUCGGCUUCCCUCACAUUUCUGCGGCGCUCCCAGUCGACGAGGUGGAUGUCCAGACCAUUCUCCGUCUCCAAGCGCUCUCCCGGCUCUCCGAAGAAGACUUUCGCACGCAGUUCGGAGACUCCCUUUCUCGCGCAAGUCCAGAGUGCCCUCCUCUCGCCGACGUCUUCUGGGUCUUGAGUCAUGCGCUGAGUGCGGGGACUCGACGCCGAGGCGCGCGGGCGUUGAUUCAACAAAGAAUUAUUCUUUUUACUUCGAACGACUCGCCUUGUCCGACGGGCGCGCCAGAGGCCCUCGCCGCAGCCACUCAGAGACUCAGAGAUCUGCGGGAGGACGGCGUAGACGUGUGUCUUGUUCCUCUCGAAUUUCCAGGCACAGCGCCGUUUUCGAUGGAGACCUUUUGGGGAGACGCCCUGUGUCUGACGGACGACGAACUACGUGAGGGAGAGGGAUCUAACAAGAUGACGCCCACGGUGUCUGCUUACAAAAGCUACGUUCGUCUGCGAAUGGACGAACUCAAUGACAACGUUCGGUUGCUCGAUCGAACACAGAGAGUGCUGUCGACGGUGCCUCUCCACUUGCGUCCUUCGCUGCAACUGCCAGUGUGUCUGCUCAGCUCUGUUCGGCCGCAGCCGCUGCCAAGACCGCAUGCAGUUUUAACGGCUGACGAGAAACAGGAACCUCUGCGGCCGGGCCGCGCCGUCCAAAUUCUUCCAGGAACAGCGAAGUCGAGAGACGCACCGGGACAAGCCGUCUGGAAAACGAACUCGUCCAGAGCAGACGUCGUCCGAAGAGGCUACAAAGGCGACAGAGAACAGACAGAACAGACAGAACAGACAGACGAAGAGACAGAACAAGAAGGCGAACGAGACGGAGACCAAGAGGGAGAAGGAGAGGGAGAAGGAGAGGAGAGUGAGGAGAGUCGACUAUUGAGACGUUUGCAAUUGCUGGGUCCCGAGGCUGUCGGCUAUUACACCUUCGCUGGAGGGCAGAAGAUCGGACUUGAAUGGGGAGACAUUAAAGCAAUGAAAGAUUUCGGACCGCCAGGUUUGACUCUGCUCUGCUGUCUCCCAGCUGCGUCCCUUGACUUCGAGCUGACGACUGCAAGUCCUCUCUUCGUCACCACGGCGGCUGCUGCGGAGCGCGCUGCAGGGCGGACAGACUUCUCUGGAUUCAAAGACGAGCAAGAAAAACUUUUUUCUGCCUUCCUCAUGACGCUGUGCAAGCGUGAACUCGUGGCUGUCGCGCGUCUGGUGUCGAAACGAGGCUCACCUGUCUCUCUCGUCGCGCUUCUCCCACAGCUCGAGGAAGUGGACGAAGCCGGGAACACAGUGCAGGCGCCUGGGCUGCACUUGCUGCGGCUUCCGUUCGCAGAAGACAUUCGUCAAAUCGACUUUCCUUGGAGUUCUGCGGCAGGCUGCAGAGGCGACGGCGGACCCGCAGACUUGCAAGACAAAGCCGCGAGGAAAGAGGAAAACGAACGACGCAUUCAAGCAGCCAUGCGCGCGCUAAGCGCUUUCUCUGUCGAAGACUUCCAUCCUCACCAAUUGCGCAACGACGCGCUGCAGCGCCACUUUGCUCUUGUCGAGGCGUUCGCCCUGGGCGCCGAAGAGGCGGAGCUUCCUGCACCCACACUUGCCCCAGACUUGGACGUUCUCGACAACGCUGAGGACGCCAUUCGCGAGUGGAAAGAAAGCGUCUACGGAACGACGGACGAGGCCUAUGUGCCACCCACGCCGCGGUGGGUGGCGGGGACGCGUCGCGCGGACGCGCCGAAGACGUCUGGAAGCUCUCGGGAGCCGGCGAAGCGAAGCCCUGCGACUUCUGCUUCUUCGCAUCUGCCUCGACGAAAUGACGAGCUGAGGCUUCCCUCGCCACUCUCCCCGGACGACGGCGAGGCCGACGCAUGCGCGGGAGAGCAGAGACGGAAGCGGCGAAAGAGCAGCGAAGGCACCGCACGAGCAAUAGACCGUAGCAUCGUGACCGACGCCGAAUUCGAAACACUGUUCAGAGAAGACAGAGUCGCCUCUCUCACCGUCCCGCGCUUGACCGCGUGGAUCCGCAGACACGGUGCAACUCCGAAAACCAAGAAAGUAGACCUCGUCCUGCAAGCAGAAGCCAUCUGGGUGAACCGCAAAGAGUGACGCGCUCGAACCGCGGCUGUAUGUACACGUGGAGAAGCGGAGAGAGCGACAGAGAGAAGAAGGCAGAACGUAUAAAUGCAGAGCCGAGGAGAGAGAAACGGGCGACGGAAGCGGAAGGAGGCGAGGGGGAGAAAGAAGAUACGAAAGGCCAGUGUCUCUUGACUAGUUGUUGAGAAAGAGAGAGAAAGCAGGAGAGACCAGUGUCUCCUUAUUUCAGUUUUGAGAAAGAGAGAGGGGGAGAGAGAAAAACCAGCAAAGGCCAAUGUCUCUUGAGUGGUUUAUUGAGAGUCCAGUCGACCAGCAACUGCAUGACAGUUGAAAAGGACUCAGAGGUUCGGACAUGCAUAGGACGACGUGUCGGCAUCUUGUGAAGGCUAUGGAACGAAGAUUAGGACGGCAGUUCAGAGACUCUAAAAUCUGGCGCAAAUGUACACUUUUCAAUCCUUCUAUCAACAACAAA